AUCCGUGGACCGAGUUUGACACGUAUUCGCGCACUAUUCUGCUACUGAAAUGUUCUAUUCCGCGUAUCAGGCUCAGGGUCGCGGCCUCGCGCCCUCGCGAUACAACUUGUACUAUGCAGCAGAUAGUUCUGAUGUAUAAAUAAAAUAUGGUUUAUAGCAAUAACCACAAAAUAAUUUUACAAAUACUUAUGAAUGAAGGUUUUUUAAAUGAAAAUAAAGCAAAAGAAUUCGUUAUUAAAUUAUUUAAUGAUGAUAAAGUAUCAAUAAUAAUAAAUCAAAUAAAUGAGCAAUUACAACCUUUAAACAUGUUAAUUAAAAAAGCAUGGUGUGAAAUUACAGGCCAGAUAUAUUGGAUUUUAAUAAGCACUGUAUUUGAUGAAAUAACCAGAUUUCAAUCUGAAUUUUCAAAAGAUCAACUAGCUUUAUUAAGAAAUAUAUUUUCUGAAAUUAUAACAUCAAAUAAUGGAUGUAUACAAAGUACAAUAUGUUUAAAUUUAUGUUCUUUGCCAGAUAUAAAAAUAUCAAAAGCAAAAGCCGAAGAAUUUCUUGAUGAUAUAGUUAAUAGAAAAUGGUUGGCUUAUAAGGAUGGUUAUUAUUAUAUGGGUGUAAGAAGUAUAACAGAAUUAAUGCCAUAUUUUAGAGCCACUUAUGAAAAUAAUUUAAAUAUUUGUAAUCUUUGCAAACAAAUCAUUUUCCAUGGUAAAAAAUGUAAUAAUUGUGGAACUUCCUUUCAUUUAUAUUGUUUAAAGAAAUUUAUUAUGAUUUAUAAUUCCAUAAAGUGUUCUAAUUGCAACACAGUGAUUUCAGAUAUUGAUUUAUCUGGUAUAUCAGAUGACUGUGAUCUAACAGAAGAAAGUAUGGAUAAAAUAAAAUUAUCUAAUAAAAAAUUCUCAAAAAGAAAAAAUUAAAUAUAGUUAAACUAUAAAACAUUUUUUAUAAAUAUAUUUUAUUAUC
Messenger RNA from Apis dorsata (giant honeybee), 954 nucleotides. It is a transcript of the gene Nse1, whose product is annotated as non-structural maintenance of chromosomes element 1 homolog. The transcript has 7 exons. The record is from RefSeq and is a predicted model, not a curated record. Gene Ontology annotation, molecular function: ubiquitin-protein transferase activity. NCBI's taxonomy places the organism in Eukaryota, Metazoa, Arthropoda, Insecta, Hymenoptera, Apidae. The coding region runs from base 147 to 908 and encodes 253 amino acids. Gene Ontology annotation, cellular component: nucleus; Smc5-Smc6 complex. Gene Ontology annotation, biological process: double-strand break repair via homologous recombination; DNA damage tolerance.